This is a messenger RNA of Corticium candelabrum, 1559 nucleotides long. RefSeq lists its product as uncharacterized. The record is from RefSeq and is a predicted model, not a curated record. Gene Ontology annotation, molecular function: protein serine/threonine kinase activity; ATP binding. Gene Ontology annotation, biological process: protein phosphorylation. NCBI's taxonomy places the organism in Eukaryota, Metazoa, Porifera, Homoscleromorpha, Homosclerophorida, Plakinidae. The coding region runs from base 273 to 1310 and encodes 345 amino acids. The transcript has 4 exons.
UCACACUGUUUCUCAUGUUUCUCUUGCUCUCAUUUAUUCCAUCAUUGACUGGAUGAACAUCAGGCGAGAAGGGUGAGUGUGUGACAGUUGAGUGUUGGUGUUGUGUUGUCUCACACUGUUUCUCGUGUUUCUCUUGCUCUCAUUUAUUCCAUCAUUCACUGAAUGAACAUCAUUAGCCAAUAGUUCAACGUCAAGUUAAUCAGCCUCAGUCUUCAGGUUCACUUCAGUUAGCAAAACAGGCAAGUCAGCAACUACAGCAACUUGUUGGUCAAAUGGAGAAAGAACAAAGAGAGACAAAGUCAAAACUAGAUGAAGAGAUUGCUGAGAAAAGGCAGCUGAGUCAGGAAGUAGGCCGUGCUCAAGCACAACGUCUAAAUGCUGAAAAGGCUCUUGAAGAGAAGGAAAAACAACUCAGUCAAUAUUGGAAAAUCCUGGAAAUUCGGCAAAAUGAAUUACAACUUGAUGGCAAUAAAUUGGGAUCUGGAUCAUAUGGAGUUGUUCAAGUGGGUCACUGGUGUGAUGUCCCUGUUGCCGUUAAAACGUUUCAUGAGAAUCUGAGGCUUCCUCAACUGGCACCAGUUUUCAAGAAAGAACUGACCGUCUGCAGUCAGUUGCAUCAUCCCAACCUCGUCCCUAUCUAUGGUGGUGUGAUGAAGAAUGAAAUUCCCAUCCAAAUUGUGAUGGAGCUUCUUCAAGGCUCACUUAGUGAUCUAAUGAAGGCAGCACAUGCUUCAAAGAGCUACCAUUGCUAUCUGUCAUUCCGAGAGCAGAUCGACGUAGCUACAGAUACUACUGCUGCCAUUACGUAUAUGCAUCGCCUCCGUCCUCAGGCUUAUGUUCAUUGUGAUAUCCGUACUACCAAUGUAAUGAUCACUCGUGAUAUGGUAGCUAAAGUGGGUGAUCUUGGUGCAAGUCACAUGAUCAACAGUAGCAAGUCUCUAGGUGCUCUGAGUCCUGAAUAUUGUGCACCUGAGAAAGUUCCUCGCAGUGAUGGUAGCUCAACUCGCAGCACACGAGAGUCUGAUGUUUACAGUCUGGGUGUGACCCUGACUGAGUUGUUUACGGGUCUGUCACCAAUUCCUGCAGAGAGGCAAAAUCAAAUACGAAAGAUUAAAAAUCCUGAUCUGUUGGAUAUGUGCUUGCAAAUGACACAUGAUAGACCUGCUGAACGACCAACUGCUGAGAUGGCUUUCACCAUUCUGAUCAACCAAAAGUCAGUUGAUUUAUACAGAUCAAUUGGAGGAAGAAGGACUGUUAAAGGAAACUUGGAAGGCGAGGAUAUGUAUCUUGUUGAUUUCAUGCAUUCCUAACGUGAAAAAACGUGAAAAUGGAGGCAACUACAGAAUUGGACUGCUGCUCUAACAAGCAUUACUAGGGCAAGGGAGGGAGGGAAGGAAUGACGUACAUGUGUUUGUGGGAUAUUGUCGUUAUAUUUUCUUAACUGUCUGCUUUUAGUCGUUGCUUUGUAUGUGUAGUUGUAAGCUGGAAAUGCCUUUGUAGCACAAUACUGUAUGCGAUGGCCAGCAAAUAUCACAAUUGAUUGCAUUUUUACAGCCACU